AUGUACAACAAUUGCCAUACAAGUGAAUCGUAUAUGAUGACCGCUGCGGACAACAACGACUAUAUGAUGAACUCUGCUACGGCUCGUUUUCAGACUCAAUCUUGUGAGUCCCUCUGCCCUCCAGUCGCCAACAAGUGCAAGCGUUCACGCACCGCAUUCACGAGUCAUCAGCUGCUGGAACUGGAGCGAGAGUUCAAUGAGAAUAAAUAUCUGGGCAGACCGCGUCGCAUAGGGAUCGCUCAACGUCUGCAGCUAACCGAGAGACAAGUGAAGAUUUGGUUCCAGAAUCGACGCAUGAAAAGCAAGAAACAGGCCAACAGGCAGCUGAGCCACAAAGGAUUGUUAAGUUGUGCUCCAACUCAAGCCGUGGAUCAUUCGGAGCCACAACUCAGCGAGCAUGAGCUGAUAGUUGAACGUCUAUUACAGUACGUUAGCGAGGGACAACAACCUGAGCCAUUUGAGCUGUGUGAUCAGCAAUAUAACUAUGGAAUAUUGGAGCAGGAUCAGUUCGAUUUAAAUGCCGAUAAGAACCCUGAACCAUAUAAUGAUCGUUCCGAGAUUACGUGUGUGGACAUGUGGCAAAACAGUUGGUUCAGCACUGAGCUAUUGGAUGGAAGUACAGAGACAAAAGACGUGCCGGAAUUUCCACACAUCGAUCAGUUAAUUGCUGAGCCAUCGAUAGAUCAGCAGCUUGGCUGGAAUUCGAGCAGCUCAAUGGCCACAUCUGCAUCCUCUUCCACCGCCUCAUAUGACUCCUUUGAACCGUUCGAUAUUGAUCUGCAGGAGUUCCAAACUAUCGAUCAGUUCAAUAGUGCUCCGAUUGCCGAACAACAAUUUAGUUGGGAUUCCAGAGGCACCUCCACAGCUUCUUAUGAUUCCUUUGAUGUAGAUUUCGACUUUUUACAGCAUUUAUUAAACACAUAA
Molecule: messenger RNA, 924 nt
Organism: Drosophila montana
Lineage: Eukaryota; Metazoa; Arthropoda; Insecta; Diptera; Drosophilidae
Gene: zen2
Product: zerknullt-related
Exons: 2
Coding region: 1-924 (307 amino acids)
Biological process (GO): regulation of transcription by RNA polymerase II
Cellular component (GO): nucleus
Molecular function (GO): DNA-binding transcription factor activity, RNA polymerase II-specific; RNA polymerase II cis-regulatory region sequence-specific DNA binding
Source: RefSeq, a predicted model, not a curated record